Antechinus flavipes (yellow-footed antechinus) is the source of this 6346-nucleotide messenger RNA. It is a transcript of the gene MUCL3, whose product is annotated as mucin like 3. The transcript has 2 exons. The record is from RefSeq and is a predicted model, not a curated record. Lineage: Eukaryota; Metazoa; Chordata; Mammalia; Dasyuromorphia; Dasyuridae. The coding region runs from base 147 to 2078 and encodes 643 amino acids.
ACAGAUACUUUCCAUGUGGGAAUGGGAACCUCCUUCAGGACCACAUCUGUCUCACCUAAAACCAUAACUACCUAUCAUGAGGGAAUGGGGUCUUCAGGCAGAAGCGCAGCUAUCUCAUCCAAGAUCAUAACUAUCUCCCAUGAGGAAUGGGAGUUUCAGACAAAACAACACCUCACUUAGACAAGACUACAGGAAACAUCUCUAAGGAUACUAGAACCUCAGAAGCAGCAACAUCUCUCUCACAGAUCACCAGCAUCUCAAAUAAGGGCAUGGAAGCUUCACCCAGCACCAUAUCUGUAUCAUCCAAGAUAAUAACUUCUUCCCCAAGGGAAAUAAAGACCUCCUUCAGGGACAAAUCUGUCUCACCUAAAACCAUAACUACCUAUCAUGAGGGAAUGGGGUCUUCAGGCAGAAUCUCAGCUAUCUCAUCCAAGAUCAUAACUAUCUCCCAUGAGGGAAUGGGAGUCUCAGACAAAACAACACCUCACUUAGACAAGACUACAGGAAACAUCUCUAAGGACACUAGAACCUCAGAAGCAGCAACAUCUCUCUCACAGAUCACCAGCACCUCAAAUGAGGGCAUGGGAGCCUCACCCAGCACCAUAUCUGUAUCACCCAAGAUAACAGACACUUUCCAUGUGGGAAUGGGAACCUCCUUCAGGACCACAUCUGUCUCACCUAAAACCAUAACUACCUAUCAUGAGGGAAUGGGGUCUUCAGGCAGAAGCUCAGCUAUCUCAUCAAAGACCAUAACCAUCUCCCAUGAGGGAAUGGAAGUCUCAGACAAAACAACACCUCACUUAGAUAAGACUACAGGAAACAUCCCUAAGGAUAUUGGAACCUCAGCAAGGCCAAUAUCUCUCUCACAGGUCAUCGGAACCUCACAUGAGGGGAUGGGAACCUCACCUAGGACCAUAUCUGUCUCAUCCAAACUAACUGCUUCUUCCCAAAAAGAAAGGGGAACUUCCUUCAGGACCAUAUCUGUCUCACCCAAGCCCAUAACUACCUAUCAUGAAGAAAUGGGAACCUCAGACAGAACCACAUCUGUAUCAUUCAAGAAUAAAAUUACCUCUCAUGAAGAUAUUGGAACCUUGGACAGGACCACAACUGUCUCACCCAAGACUAUAACUACCUAUUAUGAUGGGAUGGGAAUCACAUCUAGGUCAUCCAAGAACAAAACAACUUCACAUGAAGGCAUUGGAACCUUGUACAGUACCACAACUGUCUCACUCAAGAUUACAAAUACUUCCCACACAGGAAGGAGAACCUCCAUUAUAGGAGAUCUGAAGAAAACCACUCAAGCAUCAAAUAGGAUACCUGUCUUUGAAAAGACCACAGAUUGGAUUAUAGCUGUUUCAGACAAGGUAACUGAAUCCUUAGGAACUUCAUACAAGCCUUCAUCUGCUUCUGACAAAACCAUAGGAGCCAUGGAAUCAACCACAGUCAUGGGAAAUUUAGACAAAACUAUAACUUUUAGGGGAACUUCAGAAAAGAUGACUGAAUCCUUUGAAAGGACCACAGGCCUUUACAAGACUAAAAUUUCUUCACAUCAAACUCAGGGAGCUUUGGACAAAACUAUCCAAAUUUCAGAUAAAACCACAAAAGCUUCAGGAGGCCCAGGACCCUUGGACAAGACUACCCAUAAAUCUACAUCUACUCCCUAUACUACUUUAGCUUCCCUUUAUCCAUCACUCCAGGUUACUAGUGAGAAAACCUUUGUACCUUUCACAACUCUCAACUAUAGACAGGAGUUGAAUUCUACAAAAUCAGUCAAUAAUUAUUGGCCAGACCAGAAAACAGAUAAAUCAAGAGGAGGAUCCCAGAAUGGAGCAACCCAGGGGGUGCUGGAGGGAAAUUCAUUUCCUGCCUGGGCCAUUGUCAUUGUUGUCCUGGUGGCUGUGAUCCUCCUCCUGCUACUCAUUGGCCUACUCUUCAUGGCUGCCUACAUAAUCCGAACACAUCAGAUGACUACAGAACAUGAGGAAAAUGAUGCCGAAGAUGAGAUUGGUCCCAAUUCUUAUCCUGUCUUUCUGAUGGAACAGCAAGCAUUGGGUCGGAGCCAGUUGCCAUUACCUUAGUAGUCCCCUACAGGACUACUAGGUCCUAGUUCAGGAAUAAGAAUUUCUUUUCUGUUUCCUAGAUUCUAGGAAAGGCUAAGACUCCUAGCAUUAGCAGCUUCAAUCCUUAACCUGGAGGGAAGAGUCUGAAAUUGCUUGAGCAGAGUAAAGGAAAAAAAAAAAAAAAACUGGAGCCUUCAAAUACAGUUGAGAGAUUGGUAGGGUAAGGAACUACACUGGACAUUUGAAUUUCAAGAGUGAAUAGUAUCUUUUGAUCUCUUUGGCAGAGGAAAAGGGAAAUUCUCCUGUAUAGAAGCUUUACAUAUAAAAUCACUAGAAGUUGAUUCUUACACUAUAUUCCUUUCCCUUCUCCCAAGACUGAACUCUUACUACUGAUCACAUCCUCCACCCUUCUCCACCUGACCUAUCUGGGCCUUCUUCCUGUCCUCAUGUGUUAAAUUAUUUUGUUCCUCAUCACAGCUCCUACCAAUUAGCUCCCCUCUCCUUAGCUAUGGCUCCCUCCUUAUUCUCAGGUAACCUUGAUCUCUUCUCUCUAUUUUAGAUUCUUCUUCUCUAUACUUAGGGAAGAUAUUAAAGUUACAGACCGAACAUGGUUCAUGAUGGGGGGAAAUGGGGAGGAGAAAUGUCUAAAGAAACCAAGGAUCACUGGUUUCCUUUUUAUUUAUCUUUUAUAAUAAAAAGGCAAAUAUUUUAAAUGAAGGAUAUGGGGACUAAAAAGGCAUGCUAAUUCCCUUAUUAUCUUGGUCUUGACACUAAAGAUAAUUUUAAAUAUCAGAAACCUGAAGGACAAACCUGGUUCUUUUUAAUGGGGAAUGACAGAGAAAGAAUUUCUACCGUUUGGUGUGUCCAAUAUUGCUUAAUGCCUAGUUUCAUUUUAGGUCUUACCUCCUCUUAAUAAUGGUCUUGACAUGUCAAGUUAUAGCAAACAUGUGCUGAAUGCCUGGUAUAUGCAUAACACUAUGUUGGACAUGGAAAAGUGUUUAGUGGUAGUUGGGAGGUGGAGUAGGCAGCAGAAAAAAAAAUAUGAUAUAUGGCCCCUGCCCUAUUCAAUAGGUUGAAUAGAUUAAAACCUAUUUGGGAAAUUUACACACAUGAAAAUUAAAUAAAGAUAUGAGAUAGCAGGAAUCAGAAACAUGGAAAGCUUUAUAGGUGUGGAUGUGAAUGCAAAUAUAUGCCUAUGUUCAGCUUUGCCCUGAGUCCAACUUGAGUUUAACUUCAAAACCAAUUAAUCAGUUAACAAGCAUUUACUCUGUGCCAGGCACUGGGGAUAUGAAGACCAAAAAAUGAAGUAUUCUUUGCCCUUAAAAAGUUUACAUUUUAUAGGUGGAGAUAACAUGUACAGUAAAGUCACUCUUAGUAGUUUUAUCUGAUACUUUCUUGUGUUGUGGGGGUGGUCCUGAGUUUUUGAAACUUGUACCUGCAGAAUAUAAGAUCUAAUAGGUAUUACUAACAUGGUAACAUAGAUAAUACUAACAUUACUAACAUGAGUUUGUGAACUUGAGGAGUGACAGGCCACCUAAAUAUGUAGAAGUUUGUCACUAAGAAUCACUUGAACGAUGAUCAAAAACUCAUGAGAAAUAUGAAAAAAAAAUUCUCUCAAGAGAAAUAUCAAAAACUCAUGAAAGUAUAAAAGAGUUGUGAUCUAUAUUGGUAAAGGAAGAUCCCACACUAAUGAAAUUACAAAUCUUUUGAAAUGUUAAAAUAUAUGCAUGAAAGACACUUUGAAGACCUUUAAACUUUUUGAGUUGACUUGUUCCUACCCAGCUGAAUUCUAAGAAUGUCAAUGUAUAAUGUUUUCAUUCCUUAAGGAUGAUUAUCCUUUUCAUAUCUGCUUCUGACAAAACCAUAGGAGCCAUGGAACCAACCACAGUUUGUUGUGUUCCCUAACAAACACCAAGGCUCACAAGGCAUCUUAUAAGUUUUUGUUUUACAGUUAAGACAUUAAAGAAUUCAAUUGCAAAUCCACAGAGAGUUGAUAACCCUGUUCCCCCAAUUGCAGAGAUCUAUAUAGUCCCUGUGACCCAGUAUCACCGUAGGUAAGGACCCCAGAAAGGAGAAGGUCCUAGAGCCCUGUCACUCGUUGAAAUAGCAUUUACAAUUUGUCUCUUAACAACCUCAUCAUGGAAUCUACAAUUCAUAUUUUGAGAUUCACAAUCUUUAUCACAAUACAUUUCUACAAUACAUCUCAGGUUCCAAAAUGUGGAAUGUAGCAUCAUUGCUGCUUCUCACUAUGUGCUUGGGAUACCAUCUCUUCAAAUCCAUCAAAUCAAAUCCAUUAGAUCUUCUUCUAGGAAGGCUGAUGGUAGAACUGUGCUUUAGCAAUGCAAAAUCUGGAAUGAACAUUGGCUUUCCUGACUCUUCUUGAUCCUUCUCUUGAAUGGAUUCUUAUGUAUGACAUUUUAGCUACCAAAUCUUGCUGUCUGAUCCUAUCUUUUUUUUUUCCCCAGUGAUUUUUAAUUCACCUCUCUGAGUCCAGUUAUAUAGAUAUGCCUAUAAUGUAACUAUCUUGUUCCCUCAUUUGACUAGAUCAUUAACUCACAAUAGUCCAGAUUCAAAGUUACAAACCUUGAGGUCAUUGAACUCAAUAAUCAACUUACCUUUUUCACUUGAUAUUUUCUUAUACACAAGGACCUAUUUGGACUUUGAACAGAAGUUUUGGGUUUUUUUUAACUGAUAGUACAUCACUAAAACACUAUUCUUAUGAUAUUUCUGUUCCCCUAAUAAUUAUUUUGCCUUUUAAAAAAUCCUACUUCCAGCCUUUUAAGCUGAUUUUUGCAUAUUUAUAUCAAUGUUCAAGGAAGACUCAUCUCUUCCUAGGUUCUUAUGUUCUUUGUCUCUAUGCAUUAUCUUUUUUCUGUAAUAGUUUUUUUUUUUAAUUUUUCCAACUACAUGCAAGGAUAGUUUUCAACAUUCACCUUUGCCAAACCUUGUAUUCCAAAUUUUUUUCCCUCCUUUCCUUCCUACCCCCUCCUCUAGAUGGCAAGUAACCCACCACAGGUUAAACAGGUUAAAAGAUAGUCUAAACUAUUUUUGAAGGAUUUUCUGAGCAUUUUUGCCCGAUACCAAAGUAAAGUACACACAGGAUUGGAAUGUCUAGGGUCCAAGACAGACUCAGAUAAAUAGCAAUAGUAUUUCAAGAAUCUAUGAUUUUCUUAGUAUUAUGUGAUGUGCUUUAAAAUAACAAUUUUGGCACUUAAUGAGGAGACUGAUGUAGGCACCAAAUGUUGGACUUUGGCCAUGUGUAGAAUUUAUAAUGGUCAUUCUCUUUAUUUAUUUAGGAGAGAGAUUACAGACAAAAUGAAACGAUACAAUAUAAACCAGAGAUUCUAAAUAGAAAUAGAAUCAGGAGAGCAUAUAGUUUGCAAGAAAAAGGGUUUUAACAAUUAAUAAUGGAAAAGACAAAUUUCCUCCUAGAACUUAUAAUUAUUCAGGAGAAAGGGAAUACUCCAUGAAGUGGGAGCAUGCCUUUAAUUAGUGAGCUAAAACCCAAAAGGAAUUUAGCAGACUAAGAGUUAGCUAUAAGAAGGAGAAAGAUUUCAUGAAGCAUAGUGGGGGGAUAAGAGGAAAAACGCUUCAUGGCACAGGAAGGAGGGCAAAGACACUAUGAGGCAGAGUACAAUGGCAGGCUAUAACCCCAAAAGGAAUUCAGCAAAGAUGGGAUGGACAGAUUUACAGGGGAAAUUUGAUCUCAGAAGUUUGACAUACCUCAGAUUUCUUAAUGGACAGAGCAAAGUAGGACUACCCACAGCCUCUACAGCGAUUGGACUAUAAAAUUGAAUUCAUUAAUGCAAUUCCCUUCUCACCUCAGUGAGUAAUUUUAUCAGAAUUUCAGGCUUUCUCGAUCAACUCAACCUCAUUGCUCAGAACCUCAUCAUUAUGCAUUUACAUCACCAAUGCAAAUGGCAACCUCUCACCACAGUAGACCUGUUGAUGAACCUUUCUAAACUUAGCCCAAUGAUGGUACAUCACCAAACCCCUACGCAGGAUCCAUCUUGGUAGGGAGUGUCCCAUUAGUAUAGCCCAUGAGAAUUUAGAGUCAACUCUAUAGGAACAUAAGAGAAGACUUCAAUGGAGGAAUACCUAGGAUGACCAUAACUCACAUUUCCACUUCAUUUUCUAAUUUUAAAAAUCCUGUCCUUCCAACAAUCCUGUGAAGUUCCAGGUGGUGCUCAGGAGAUAACAAACUUAUAUCUUCCUGAGGGCAAUGGGAUGUCUCUGUGAUAUUCAUUUUCUAAAUCAGAAAUAAAACAAGUUAAAUUCAGCAACCA